CGCGAAUUCGGAGCCGGGCCGGGGCGCGGUUUGAAGCGGUAUAUUUAACUGGAAAUAAAAGUGGCCAACAAAGACUUGUUAACAUUACAAUAUAGAUGGUACGCAGUGGCACUGGAUGGUUUCAAGAGAAAAAUGUCUCAACUCACACCAAAAAAGAAGAAAUCUAGUUCUUUUACAGAUGAUGGUACAGAUGUCUAUUGAUGAACAACAAGAUGAUUCCCGGGAAUUGAUUUCCAAUGGAAAGGACAGUGCGCGUAAUUCUGGUGUAUCUCCAAAGACUUUUUACAAGAAUGAAAAGCGGCUGUAUCUCAUUCCCCUUGAAAGAAAAUUGAUCAGUCAGAAUAGUCUUUCCAAGUCUGUCGCUACAACUCAACAAUCUGAAAUAAAAAGUAAAAAAUCUCAAGCAAGGAAACACUUGAAAAUAAAACAAAGCAUGUCUAAGGUUCCAAUUUCUAAAAUUCCAUUUGAUUUGAAGAAAUCUCAGACGAAUAAAAACAAAGAUGAUUCUGAUGCCACUUCAGAACAAACCCAUCUGAAGGAAAGUGUGUUUUAUGGAUCUAAGACCAGAACACUGACUUUUAAUUCAAAAAUAAAUGGUUUGAAGGUACAACAAAAAGCUAAAAUACAGAAAGGAGCGGCUUUCUUUUCUACCGGCAGAAAAACUCAGUGUUUGUUCAAAAAGAAUCUUCCAGACUCUGACAACAAAUCAAUUUCAUCUGAUUGCAGAAUCCAACAAAGUAAAAGCAACGCCCGAGUGUCCGACCAGAAAGGUCCUCCUCUGGGCAAUUACAGCAAUAAAUUGAAUGAUGAGGUUAAUAGCAACACUGCUAAAAUGAAAACUGAACCAAAUCAGCAAAGAGAAGUUGAAACAUCUGCACAGCUACCUGCCAGUUUACUCAGAGCUUUGCCUACUACAGAGUUGAGUGUGGUACUUCAGAAAAUAGAAUUGAAACAAUCCAGUUGCCCAGUUGUGGUAACCAUGGAAAAAUCACUGCAACAGAAUGAUUCGACAACAAAAAGUGAAAAUUCUGGUGUUUUGGAGCAGAAGGACGAGCCAACAGCCCCGAAUGGAAAUAUUGAAAAAAGUGAAGGCUUAUUGUCAAGUGCAGCUGUCUACCCCAUUUUCAGUACUCGUCCUGGCAGUAAAAGGUGUGAACUGCAAAAAGAAGAAAAUAUAACCGUUGGGUCCAGUAAUUUUCUUGCUCUUCCCAAGAUGCCUUAUCAUGCACUUAUACUGAAAAAUAAGAAGAAAGACUAUGAUAAAGUACAUAGUGAUCAGCUAAUAAUAGAUGCAGGUCAGAAACACUUUGGACCUAUCAUCUGCAAGUCCUGUGGGAUGAUUUAUACAGCUGCUAACCCUGAGGAUGAAUUGCAGCAUUUACAACAUCAUCAAAGGUUCCUGGAAAGGCUUCGCUUUGUGGGAUGGAAAAAAGAGCGUGUUGUGGCAGAGUAUCUAGAUGGAAAGAUUAUAAUGAUUCUCCCAGAUGAUCCUAAAUAUUCUCUCAAAAAGGUGGAAGAAGUGAGAGAGUUGGUAGAUCAUGAAUUGGGGUUUCAACAGGCCACAAUAAGCUCCCCAGGUCAAAGCAAAACCUACAUGUUUAUCUCUAAUGAAAAGAAGAUUGUUGGCUGCCUUAUUGCGGAAGAUAUAAAGCAGGCCUUCAGGGUGCUUUCUGAGCCUGCAGAUCAGAAGAUAACUGAGAACCAAGUGGUAUUUGAAUAUCGUCGUGCCUGGCAAUGCGCUACAAAGCCCGAAAAAGCUGUUUGUGGUGUGAGCAGAAUCUGGGUAUUUUGCAUGAUGAGAAGAAAGAAAAUUGCCAGCAGAAUGUUAGAUGCUGUUCGAAACACUUUCAUAUACGGAACAUACCUGAGUAAGGAUGAAAUUGCCUUCUCUGACCCAACACCAUCUGGCAAGCUCUUUGCAACCAAAUAUAGUCAAACUCCAAACUUUCUUGUUUAUAACUUAUUAGCAUGAAUAAUUGUUUAUU
Hypanus sabinus (Atlantic stingray) is the source of this 1985-nucleotide messenger RNA. RefSeq names its product establishment of sister chromatid cohesion N-acetyltransferase 2 (gene esco2). Bases 116 to 1972 code for a protein of 618 amino acids. The transcript has 12 exons. Gene Ontology annotation, cellular component: nucleus; chromatin. The record is from RefSeq and is a predicted model, not a curated record. Gene Ontology annotation, molecular function: protein-lysine-acetyltransferase activity. Lineage: Eukaryota; Metazoa; Chordata; Chondrichthyes; Myliobatiformes; Dasyatidae. Gene Ontology annotation, biological process: mitotic sister chromatid cohesion.